Molecule: messenger RNA, 1476 nt
Organism: Tetrahymena thermophila SB210
Lineage: Eukaryota; Ciliophora; Oligohymenophorea; Hymenostomatida; Tetrahymenidae
Product: MFS transporter
Exons: 4
Biological process (GO): transmembrane transport
Molecular function (GO): transmembrane transporter activity
Source: RefSeq, a predicted model, not a curated record
AUGAUGGAUGCAAAGAAUGUAAAUUUGUCUGCUACAAGCGACUACAAUGAACAAGAUACCUUUGAUGAUAAUAAUGCUUUACAAUAAAGAAUUCUUUCUUAAGAUGGAAGAGACUCAAAGUAGGAGAAUCCAUAUAUUCAAUCAAAAAGAAUUUGGAUGCUACCUAUGGUUGCAACUGUUUUGUUUGGCGCUUAUUUUAGUGUUAAUUUUUAAUCUUUUGUUAAAGAACAACUAAUGAGUUCAAUGAAUAUGUCUAACAGUGAUUACUCUCUAUUCGUACUAAUUCCAACUCUGCCAAAUAUUCCUCUGCCUUUAUUAAUUGGUCCUCUUUUAGAUUCAAUCGGACCUCGUUUGGGAGUUACUUUAUUUACUUUCUUACUCUCAGUAGGAAUGGCGAUUUGUAUGAUUUCUAUAAGCACUGGAUCCUUUUUUACUCUUCUUAUUGGCAAAACUAUACUAUAAACUGCAGUCGAAUGCUAAGGCAUCGCUCAUGGUGGUGUUGUUGGAAAGUGGUUUACAGCCAAGGGAUUAGCUUUUGCUUUUACAUUAACAAGUUUAUUCUGUAAAAUUGCCAGCUCUACUUCUGGAAUUAUUUAUCCUUAACUCUAUAAUAUUAAUGAUAAUUUGAUGGCUCCUAUGUCUCUUGGUAUAGCUUUGUGUGCUAUUACUCUUAUUUAGGCUUUUGUUAUUUUCUAUUUCGACAAGCAUUCAGAAAAUUAUAAUCACAGUAACAGCAGUGUAUAAUCAGAAGGAACUAUUGUAUAAAAGAAGAAAUUUAAAUUAAGCGAUUUUAAAAAGUUUGAUAGAAUGUUUUGGAUGUAUGCAAUCCAAUGCCCUAUGAUGUUUGGUGCUUUCUAUGCAUUCGAAAAUUAUCUUUAAAGUGUUUUAAUUCAUAAAUUCUUGAUUGAAAAAACAUUAGCUGGUGAACUUGUGUCUAUUCCUUAUUGGAUUGCUUUUAGUACUCCUAUUUUUGGAUUCUUAGCAGAUAAAUUUGGUUUAAGAUGCAUAUUCUUAGGAGUUACUACCUUCCUCUCAUUUAUUUCUGUCUUUAUUUUAUGGUUAUUGCCAACUGGAGAAAAUGAUUUUGUAGUCUAUACUGCCUUGAUUAUUUUUGGUAUAUUUUUGAGUGCUAUGUGUGCUUUCCUUUAUCCUACUCUUCCUUUGAUUUCUCAGAAAGAACUCCUUAGUACAGCAUUUGCUAUUUGUUAUACUACUAAAAAUGGAGGUCUUGCACUUCUAAAUUAUUUGAGUGGCUUACUUUUAGGUGACGAUGAUUAAGGAUAUAAUAGCUUCUUACUAUGCUACGUAAUUCUUUUCUUUAUAUCAUUAUGUCUAUCCGGUUUGAUCUACUACUAUGAUCGUAAGCAUGGGUCUAUAAUAAAUUCCACUACUCCUUAGCGUUAUAUUGAUUAUGUGGUAGUUAAAAGAUAAAACAGAUAAAUGAAGAAAUUAACAGAAGAAUAAUUUGAAAAAUGA